GGUCGCACAUGUGAUCCUGAAGGGAAUUUCCUUCCUCCAGGAGCUCCACCCCCACCACUUACAGAAAAAUCACCCAAUGAUUGGACUCCCUACCGUGAUCGGUUAGAAUUCGAGCUUGCUGACUAUAUUUUCUCCAAGAAUCAGACACCCGCAACACAGAUUGACCACCUUCUGGAUAUGUGGGCGGCAUCGCUAAUCCGAGCCGGCGCUGACACAUCAGAAGUAUUAUUCGCAGACCAUCGCGAUGUUUACAAGACGAUUGACAACACGCCUUUGGGCGAUGUCAAAUGGCAGUCGUUCUCCAUCAAAUAUACGGGAGAGCAUCCAGAUGACGGCCCUGCACCCUGGAUGACAGACAGCUAUGAUGUCUGGUUUCGUGAACCUCACGACAUCGUUCGAAACAUGCUCGCCAACCCUGACUACGCCGCAGAAAUUGAUCUUCGACCUUACCGCGAAUUUGCAACAGAGACAGACGAGCACCAGUGGCAAGACUUCAUGUCUGGCGACUGGGCGUGGAAUCACGCAGAUCAAAUUGCUGAGGAUCCAGACACACAUGGCUCGACAUUCAUUCCUGUCAUCCUUGGCAGCGACAAAACCACGGUGUCGGUUGCAACCGGGCAGAACGAUUAUUAUCCACUAUAUGCAUCCAUAGGAAAUGUCCGCAAUAAUGUAUGUCGCGCUCACCGCAAUGCAGUCGCCGUUGUUGGAUUUCUAGCAAUGCCGAAGACGACUAAACAGCACGCAAAGACUGCGAUAUUCCGCAAAUUCCAUCGACAACUAUUUCAUUCCUCCCUUUCAUUCAUUCUGAAGAACCUGAAGCCCGCAAUGACCAAGCCCGAAGUCGUACGCUUUGGCGAUGGCCAUUAUCAUCGCGUUAUCUACGGACUUGGCCCUUACAUUGCAGACUAUGAAGAACAAGUUUUGCUCGCGUGUAUAGUCCGAUUUUGGUGUGCAAAAUGUACUUCGAAUAACAAGACCCUCGACAACGACAAUCUCCUGCGCUCAAGAUUUCAUACCGACACGCUAAUUGAAGAGUGUGACCAUGGGAUGUUAUGGUUCGAGUAUGGAAUUGUCGCUCAACUUGUGCCGUUUACAAACGACUUUCCGCGAGCCGACAUACAUGAGCUCAUUGCCCCAGAUCUCCUCCACCAGAUCAUAAAGGGUGCCUUCAAAGAUCACCUUGUCGCAUGGGUUGAAAAAUACCUUGUGCGGAUGCAUGGACAAGCACGAGCUGAUAUCAUGCUCGACGACAUUGAUCGAAGAAUCGCAGCAGCUCCGGCGUUUUCGGGAUUGCGCAGAUUUCCUCAAGGGCGCAACUUCAAACAGUGGACCGGGGACGACUCAAAAGCGCUUAUGAAGGUAUAUGUACCGGCAAUUGAAGGCUAUGUCCCGACAGAGAUCGUUCGCACAUUCCGUGCUCUCCUCAAAUUCUGCCACCUUGUCCGUCGGAACGUCAUCACGGAGACAACUCUCAAAGAGAUCGAUGACGCGGUCGUUCGAUUCCAUCACUACCGCAAAAUCUUCAAGUCUUCUGGGACAAUUCUGACCUUUUCACUCCCUCGACAACAUUCAAUCAAACACUACCACACCCUCAUUCGACUUUUCGGAGCCCCAACCUUAGCGUGA
Suillus clintonianus is the source of this 1626-nucleotide messenger RNA. RefSeq lists its product as uncharacterized. The annotation marks the transcript as partial. Lineage: Eukaryota; Fungi; Basidiomycota; Agaricomycetes; Boletales; Suillaceae. The record is from RefSeq and is a predicted model, not a curated record. The transcript has 7 exons.